Molecule: messenger RNA, 1324 nt
Organism: Metopolophium dirhodum (rose-grain aphid)
Lineage: Eukaryota; Metazoa; Arthropoda; Insecta; Hemiptera; Aphididae
Product: protein lifeguard 1-like
Exons: 3
Coding region: 636-1016 (126 amino acids)
Source: RefSeq, a predicted model, not a curated record
CCAUAAAAUACUUAGGUCAGUCCCUGCUGCCUAUCACACAAAAAAAAUCUUAGAUCGGUUCUUGCCGUCUAUUUACCAUAAAAAUCCUAGAUCAGUCUACAGUUGUCUAUCAUAAAAUACGUAUAUAGUUCUUCCCAAGCUUGUUUCCUGUAUUUUUUUUUUCUUUAUUUAUUUUUAUUCGAAUAUUUUUCCCUAAUAUUUUACACAACCACUAAGUAUAAAAUAAACGCUGACAUAUAUGAAUCAACGUGAGACGUGCACUUCAAGCUAUACAAUUUUAAUUUAAUCAUCUAUCUUCACUUAAUUAAUAUACUCACAACAACGCUGUCGCCACUGCUGUGUUCAUUUUCCUUGAUUGUCUGCUGGCCCGUCUUGAAUUGUUCGUUGAUUCCGGAGUCACCUUGGUUGAUCAGACCUUAACUGUUACAUCCGUGGAGCUGCUGACGUGGUGUAGUCGCUGCGUCGGUACUGGAUAUCCGAAGUUGAAUGUAGCCGCCUUGACUGCUGGACUCGCCUUUGGAAAUUUAAAUCCGCCGCUUCGACUGCUCACCUCGUCUUUAACUCCUUGAACCUCCUUUGUUCGACUGCACCAGUGUAAUAUCACAUCAACCUACCAAACCAAAUAAAAACCAAAAAUGAACGCCAUCAUGAAAAUUACAUUAGCCGCCGUUGCAGUUUUCGCGUCCGCCAUGAUGACCGCUUCUGCCAAACCAACUGAACUCGUGCCCGCCGCCGCCAUCGCUCCAGUGGCCGUUGCUACGCCAUACGCUAGCUCGUUCACGUCACACAGCGUGGCCCACAGCGUAGUCACCCCGGUCGUACCGGCCGCUCCGUACGUGGCCGCCGCUCCAUACGCCGCGGCACCAUACGUCGCUUCGCCUUACGCCGUGACACGGCCUUACGCGGCCGCACCUUACGUCGCCGCGGCUCCUUACGUGGCCUCUCCUUACGCCGCGUCGCCAUACGGGGCCUCUCCUUACGGUUACUACCCGUACGCCGCUCCAGCUUACCUAUAAAGGACGUUCCGAACUAAGAUGAUCACCGCACAGCAGUCUCCACGCGACAACGGACGAGAGACGACCGCAACAACAACUGCUAACGCCACUGAUUCUUUUCAUUUUUAUAAUAUUUAGAUCGUAUUUUUUAUACAAAUAUCGUACAGACGAUAUAAUAUUAUAUAAUUUGUAAACAUAAAAAACCGUAAAUGUCACGGCGACACGAACAUAAUGUGUAUCGUGCGUGUAUAUACAUGCAAAAAUAUAAUGUAUCAAUAUUAUAAUAUAAUAUACCUAUAAUAUAUACAUACUAUGAAAUAAAUAUUUGU